AUGUACAUCCUCUCCAAUAUCAUGGCUGUGUUAUACAUAAUCGUGGCAAUAGUGACCAUCCUGCACCUACACCUGGACGAGGACCACGCAAUAAUCAAGGCCAUCAGUGCACUUAAGCUCAAAUUUGUUGGCCUCAUGAAGGACAUACCGGCCUUCAAGAGCUUAAUGAUCACUGUGGCGCUAAUCAAUGUGAAAAUUAACACCCUCCUGGAAGAGGGGAUAACCAAAGGGAACAUCUUCAAGCCAUACAUGGAAGCACUGAAGCCACUGAACACAGAGUUCGCAGUUUUAUUCACCAUCUUAAUCCUCAUAUUUUUCACGGCGAUAUCUAUUUUGUGCAUAAUACACGGAAUUAUAAACAUGAAGAAUGACAGAAUUUUGAUGGAAAAGGGGAGUAGUGUUUUUGUGGCGAACAAAAUGACGAUGGAGGAAUUCGAAGAUAAGUCGUUCACGUAUAGUGAACUAGCCAAACUGCAUAGCGACAAGGAUUAUAUUUGUUUAAAGAAUAAAAGAGCAGGUGAGGGGAUUGAGUCAUGGAAUUGGCAAAUGAGGAAAAUGAAAAGCGGAAAUCAUGACAGGGAUAUAUGUAGUGACAUCGAACUUUCAGACGGGGAGAAACACUGA
Molecule: messenger RNA, 624 nt
Organism: Plasmodium knowlesi strain H
Lineage: Eukaryota; Apicomplexa; Aconoidasida; Haemosporida; Plasmodiidae
Product: conserved protein, unknown function
Exons: 3
Coding region: 1-624 (207 amino acids)
Source: RefSeq, a predicted model, not a curated record